GCCGCAGUCAGGGCUAAAAACCUUAAAUAAACCAGGAUUAUUGAAUGAUAAAGAGGAAACCCGGUGGACGUUGGUAACAAGAAACAUGAAUACAUCCGUUUAUGUAAUUUGAUCAACGUAAAGGAAGGAAUAUAAGUUUCUGAUCUUGUUGACGUCUAGAUCAGAUUUCCCGUCAUUGAGUUUCCGUUCCGAAACCAGCGAUGGACGAGGACGGGCUGCCGAUAGUGGGGUCGGGAGUGGACCUCACCAAGGUCCCCGCCAUCCAGCAGCGGCGAGUGGUGGCGCACCUCAACCAGUUUGUCGUCCACACGGUGCGGUUCCUCAACCGCUUCUCCACAGUGUGUGAGGAGAAACUCUCCAACAACUCUCUACGGAUACAGCAGAUUGAAACAACCCUCAGCAUUCUUGAGGCCAAGCUCUCCUCCAUCCCCGGGUUGGAUGAUGUCACCAUCGACUCAAUCAGCCAGCGACCGGCCGCCGCCGCCGCCGAGACGAACGGACUGACAGCCAAUCAGAACCUGCAGCCCGGUGUCCCGGCCGCAGUGACGUCACUGCCACCACCGCAGGUGAGCGGGCCCGUCGCUGCCCCAGGAACGAAGCCUGACCCGGUGGCGGACAAUGUGGUGACGGUGGCCAGAGACCCCCGCUACGCCCGCUACCUAAAGAUGGUCCAAGUGGGGGUCCCGGUCAUGGCCAUCAAAGCCAAGAUGGUCCUGGAGGGUCUUGAGCCCGGCCUGCUGGACACGCCAGACGCCCCAGUGCCUGACGCAGGGCGGGGCCCCAGCGGGGGUCCGGGGGGUGACCGGGACGAGGAGGACGACGACGACAGCGGCGGCAGCGAGUCUUCCUUCAGCGACUGACUCCCCCCGCUGCUCCUCUGUGGGGAACCCCCGCAGAAACCACGUAGCGGGACAGGAAGUGACAUCAGCGCCUGAGAGGAAGUCCCGAGGCACAUGGUCCGACAGCGAUGGCCUCUGGUCUGAUCGCCGUGGAAGCACAGUAGCUGCUGGAGGACACCAAACGGCGACGGCGUCUGUUGCAGGUCGUUUAGCCAGUCCGAGCCGCUGCUGCUGCAUACAUGUCUGACCACGGUUUGUUUUGUACUGGUGGUCAUUUUAUAAUAUCAAUGCCUUUUUAAAAUGAACUGUCCUCUAGCCACUUGCUUAUAGCAGGAGUCGCUGAUGCUUCAGUGAGUCCCUUCAUGUCAGCUCUCAUAAAUCGUCCUCCAUGUCGUGGGAAGAUGGUUUCAGAGGGUUGGUCUGUCUGGACCGAGGACACAGGACCUCCUCAGCUGAAUGUGAAACAUUUCCAGUGUGUGUAAAUAACUGGAGCCAUUUAUGUGUACAAAUAUUAACAUUCAUAAUGUGCGUAAUAAACUCUUGCAUAAUUCAUAGGACAGUCCUUUAUUAUUUCUCAAGCAUUUAUAAAAAAGAUUUUACACGUCGAACAAUACAGAAGAAUACAGCAUGAUUUCAUCAUCUGGUAUAAUAUGAAAGAAUCAAAUCUUUAUCAAUAUGAAACUGACAUUUACGAUAUAAUCUCCCUCUCUCUCUCUCCAUGGUAUACAUAAUAUACAAUACUACGACCAGACAUACAGACUGAUGUUUCUAAACAUCACAGUACAUCAGACUGCGGCCGUUUGGGGGCCGCAGUAGUUGUGUAGUUGUGUAAUUAUGUCAGUGUUUCCCCUACCAUUGUUCAGGCCUGGCGGGCCGCCAGGCCAACAACGCCCCCGCCAGGCCAACAACCGGCCAAAAAAAAAAGAAAAAGAGAAGAAAAAAAAAAAAUGAAAAAAAAAAAAAAUAAUCAUGCGGCAGCAUUAAGUUAUAUCAUCAUUAGCAUGGCACCACCAAAAAAACUUAAAAGGGAUGAAGGACAAAAAGGUAUUUCAAGGUUCUUCCUAAACACGGUGCCAAACGAGAGUACAUUUAUUCUCCGGCAGAAGAACUAUACCACGAACCAUCGCGUAAAUGCGACGUCUGAUUGGUUCAGCCCGCCGUUACCAUGGACAUUUUUACCGCCCCCGCAAAACACUAGCCUCGUUCUUUAUAUGUCCAUAACUUAACCAACUUGUGAUGGCUAAGCAAGUGUUUUAUAUGGAAAUAACCAACAAAUACUCUGGCAUCUCGUGAAAAAUGUAUAGCAAAUCACACUAUCAGCUCUUACCACCGGGCCUAAAAAAAAUUCUAGGGGAAACACUGUAUGUUAUAUCCCUCUCCCCCCCUCCCCCCCAAGGGGGGGGGGGGGGGAGAGGGA
Gadus chalcogrammus (walleye pollock) is the source of this 2256-nucleotide messenger RNA. RefSeq names its product WASH complex subunit 3 (gene washc3). Gene Ontology annotation, biological process: exocytosis; actin filament polymerization. The transcript is spliced from 8 exons. Gene Ontology annotation, cellular component: WASH complex. Bases 201 to 860 code for a protein of 219 amino acids. NCBI's taxonomy places the organism in Eukaryota, Metazoa, Chordata, Actinopteri, Gadiformes, Gadidae. The record is from RefSeq and is a predicted model, not a curated record.